GGUGUUUUGUACGCGGUGUUAUCAAAUGAUUUUGUCACUUCACCCUCGUCGAGGAUUAACGAUGAAUCGCGCGUGAUUGCUCCAGUGAUUCAUCUUCCAUCUGUAAAGGUGCACCGAUGAUUCUUUAGCUGUUAUAAUGGAUGAACCAACGUCUUCUGAUGCCGGGGACCGGCACUGGGAUCGCCCUUGGAGCACCGAUGAAAUGAGAAAGCACAAGGAACGGUGGAGUCUUGCCUGCGAUGUGGGACUCUACAGGCAUCUCCAGAAGUUUUCGGAGGACAUAACAACAAAAGUGUCAGCCACGGAAUCCUCCCUGGACUCCCUGGUGGAAGAUCUAAAGGAGAGUUCAAUAAUGAUCGACAACGUAACGAACGUGUCCCUGGCGCUGGCGAACACCCAAUUCAUCGAGAGCCGAGUAUACGAGGAGGAAAUACCUGAUAAAUCCCUCUCGAGUCCUCCAACAACGAAAUGCUCCCCAGAAAUUGACAUGAUAUCAGUAGUAAGCGAGAGCAUCAGACAAAGUAUAGCAGUGAUGGAUGCAAAAUACGAACGGGUGGAAGUGCUAGCCUCAAGUGAAAGCGAAGACGAAACAGAAGUUACACCGAGUGUAAUCCUAAAGCCCCAGGAUCCCUAUCAAAACCGUCCACUGCCCUACGUCAUAGGUUCAGAGAAAUGGAGAUCAUCCAGUAAAAUCGGACUAGAGUCCAGCAGCAGCGAAUCCGAGAUGGCAGAGGAGGAAAAAGACUCAGAGUCCUCCGAGGAGACUCCACCCCCCAGGGCCUUCCCUUCAGCCAACCUGGGAUCAAGAUCCUCGAGGAGCACCAGUACCUCUUCCAGUGAAUUUGAUAAGAGCCAUACAAAUGGCGUUAGCUCCAGAACCGAUAAGAUUUACACGCGAAGUCAAGAUACUCUGAAUUCAACGUCUGAGAUAGAGACCCCAACGACUGGGCCUCCGAGGGACAGCAAGAGGGGCCCAAGCUUCGCCGAAGAGUUGGCAAAACGUCUAGGGAAUGUCCUGCCAGUCCAGAAGCCUCUUGAGGACACGAGAGAUCCCGAGGCUUCGAUAAAUCGCUCGAAAGAUGAUUUAUUCGGCUCUGACAACGAAACCGACAGUGUCUUCGCCCCCAAGGGUGGCAGUCUCUUGAGUGAUCGUGGUGGACUAUUCGAUGAGGCCUCCCAGGGCCUCUGGAAGGACAAACCUGCCCCCAGGCCCACGAUGAUACCUCCAAGUCUGGAUAUACCUCCACCAAUUAACUCUGUCGACACUAAACCCAAAUCUGCCAUCGACGAUCUCUUCGGGGAUAAUGAGUCCGACGACUCUGACGACAUCUUCGCUCCCAAUUCCAAAUUCAUGAGUAAAUCCGAUGGGACCGAGGGACCGCAGGGUCGAGUGGACAGGGUUAAAGGACAGGAGGACAACGUCAUGACGAGCACUCCAGAGACCAAUACCAUUCCCAAUCUCUUUGAAGAUGACGAGGACGACAGCAGCCUCUUCAGUCCAAUCGAGAAUGUCAGGAAUAGAUCACCAGAGGCCAUAAGAAAUACAUCGAGAAAACCACCUGGCAUACUUAUCAAUCAGUCUGACCUACUUUCUUCUGCACUUGGUAGCAAACUUUUCAAUCGCGCUAGGAAUGAUUUUUCCGACUCAUCGGAGAAUGAGAGUGCCGAGCCUCAAAAGGAUAAUCAAGAAUCGGUCAAUGUGAAUGAGAACCGAUCGACUGCAUCGGUGGGGAAUACGAGUGAAAGUGUAGUUGCUGGGAAUUUACAGGUGGAGCGCAAUGAAAUCACCACUGACAGCAGUGGAAUAUCCGUUCAUCCGACCAGUGGCAACAGCACAUUGGGCAUGAGUUUAGGAUUGGGGGAGCCGCAGAUGGAAUCUACUCGUUUAUUAUCCGAAGAAAUAUACCGUGAACGUAUAGCAAGCGAUAGCCUGUUCAACCCGGUGCCUCGUCACCUAGAAAAUCCUCAAAACUCGAUAAACGACAGCCACAUAAUUCACAACCAAGCGCAAGAGAUACGCCACCAGGAUAGCACUCGCCAAGAAGACAUAUUUGACAGUGACGAUGUAUUCGGUCCUCCACCACUGCCAAAAACCAACUCCAAGUCCAAGUCCAAAGUAAACUCACUAUUCGACGAUUCAGAUUCGGGUGACGAUCUAUUUUCGAACACGAGUUCUGGAUCGCGCUCGCAGAAGAGCGCGGAUCAAGCGGGUGGUAGUCACUCCGCGGAUAAACCCAAGAUCACCACAAGUGCGCGCCUCUUCGAUCCUGGUGUCGACGUAUUUUUCAAUCGAUCUGCACCGGACAUUGACAUUUUCGCUGAAUCUGGCACUGGCCACCAGGCCAAACUCGAUCAUACGUCACACGAGCCAGAUAAAUCCACCAAUCGAGGGGUUAAGGCUUCCGCCAAAUUAUUCACGAGCGAUAAUCUCUUCGACGACGACGACGAGGAUCUCUUCACCGUAAGGAGAAUUCCUCCCAGGAUGAGUGAUAACAGUGCAGUGAAGGAAAUUCCUACGACUGGGGAUAAAUCUUUGGCAACGGCUUCCAGUGGUGCAGAGGAAGGGAAAAAUGAUUCAACGGUAAAUGAGAAAAGAGGGACGGAUAAAAAUGAGAAAUCUGGGGUGUCUGAUGCCCGCGGGAUCUUUGGAGAUGUCGACGAGGGUGACGAUGACAGUUUGUUUGGACAGAAAAGAGUGAGCCAAACUGUCAUUUCACCUGAGGAGGUAGAGGGAGAGAACGCAACAGAUGGCCCAGUGGUUUCGAAACAAAAAUCCACUGGAGAUCCAAGUGCUGCGAAAAUAGAACCACCGAAGAGCUUGAGAAUUCGACUGCCAGGGCCUGCGGAUGAGUCUGGGGCACCCAAGAGAGCGGUAUCCGGGAAAAUCGCCAACUUGAUGGGGAAAAUGGGGGAUUUGAAGAUUCUCUCCCCCACGGAUACUCCACCGGUUCUCCGAAGGGCUGAGGAAAAACGAGAGGACAGGGCGGGCACUCCUGAUGGAGAUGCUGAGGAUGGAGCAGUACAAAGUGUGGGCAAGACGCAGACAACUACGACAGCUGCCACAUCAAAGGAUUCCACUACCCGAGAGGUGUCAUCUCCAUCAGUGCUUGAUACGGAAACUGCAGUGAGUUUUGAUCUUCCGGCGCAGGUCGAAACAUUGUCCAUUGCUUCAAAGAGUCGUGCGAGAAUUCCGGCAAAACGAAGGCCCCAGAGCAGGCAAGCACGUCAUUCAGCCCUACGCCACAGUGGAAUCGAUUUUGACAGCGUAGACUCAGGAGACUCUCUUUCAGAGGCUCCCCCAGCUCCAGAGAGUCCAAGCCACCCCGAGGAAGCUGCAAUUGACAGACUGGCAGCUCCAGCUGAUGGGAACCCCGUGAAGCCCUCAAACUUGCUUUCCGAUGAUAAAUCUGAAUUGAGCCUGGGCAAGGAAAGUUCAAUGAGCAUAACAAAGAACACGUUGUUAUCCCCCUCGACCGACGAGGAAGACUUGUUUGACGUGCCCCCAGAUUUGCCAGAGGACCCCCAAAAGGAGGAUAUUUUAUUCGGUCGUGCGCCCAUUCUAUCUCCAGUAGUCCUCGAUGAGACUGACCCCAAAAAGAACAAAGAAAAAAAAGAGAAUAAAGAGAAUAAAGAAAAGAUUGAAAAAAUCGAGAAGAUUGAGAAGAGCGAACAAAAUUCUGAGAGCCAAGAUUCUGACGUUUCAGAUCCUCUGAGAAGAUCUUGCGAUGCCCUGAAAGAUCCCAGUCAACUCUUCGCCUUUGUAACGAAGACCCCAUCUCCAGAAAAACCUAAAGAUCUGUUACCCGGUGAUGUUGAUGACAGCCUCUUCUCCCAGGCCCCAGCAAAGAAAUCGAGUGAAUCAAAACCGAAGAAAACUUUCGAUCUCUUUGCAGACGACGACAGCAGUGGGGACUUGUUCUCUGGUCCCUUCACCAAAGCCAUUGGAAAGAAACCAGUAAAGGAGAAGGCCAGUCUUUUCGAUGAUCUCCACAGUGAUGAAGACAACACUGGUGAUGACCUUUUUGGCUCAGUGUCCAGCAAGAGGAGUCACAGUAAGUCUGAGUGCAACGAAAUCGCUGAUGAAGUCUCUAGCCCAUCGAGGCUUUCGCUGAAAGGUUUUCCUGGUGACGAGGAGGAGGAGGACGACGAGGAACUCUUCUUCGAUGCCAGUGAGAAGCCAUCAGACUCGCUUAAAGAGAGCUCGCUGUUCCCAUCCACCAGCAAAAUUCCUAAGACAAAACUCGAGGAUAUAUUCGGCGAUCCUUCUAGUGGGGAUGAUGAUAUAUUCUCUACAAAAAAACCUGAAGUCCACUCUGGAGGUGGUGGCAAUGAUAGGAAUUAUUCUGAUGGCGGUGAUAUAUUUUGUAAGAGAGUUAGUGAUGGGCCAAAGGAGGCAGCUCCUUCUGUCAGGAAGUCGGUUACUAGAGAUUUAAAGAAAACAGCUGAAAAAAUUGUCGAGGAUCCAUUGAGGAUGUUCCAAGACGAAUAAUGAUGUUAUUAAAGUAAAUAUGUGCAUAUUUUUCUAUUUCGACAGGGUUUUGUUUCUACGGUGCAGCCAGUGGUGCAAUGGGUUGGCAUUUUCCUGAUUUUUAUUUUUGAUUGGAAAAUAUGGAGAAUAUAUGAACCACUGGAUACUGCAGCCCAGAUGACAGUGGCUAAUCAUGACGGACUAUUUAUUCGAAUAUUAAUACUGUUGAUAGGCUUUAAUUAGAUUAUUGUAACCAAACUGAAGAGAUAUUUUCUACUGUAUAUAUCGAUUAUCGCGGAUUUUGUGAGGAAACUGUUUGAAAAUAAGCAUCAACGUGCUAAUUAGUUGAAUUGAUACAUAAAUCUGGGAGAAAACUUGUUGAUCGUGAAACGAAACUCCAAGUGUACAUGAUUUCAUUGAUUUUUAUUCAAUAAAGAGAGGAAAUACGUCAUUACUGAAUGAUCA
This is a messenger RNA of Fopius arisanus, 4933 nucleotides long. RefSeq names its product Family with sequence similarity 21 (gene FAM21). NCBI's taxonomy places the organism in Eukaryota, Metazoa, Arthropoda, Insecta, Hymenoptera, Braconidae. The transcript is spliced from 7 exons. The coding region runs from base 137 to 4489 and encodes 1450 amino acids. The record is from RefSeq and is a predicted model, not a curated record.